Molecule: messenger RNA, 793 nt
Organism: Armigeres subalbatus
Lineage: Eukaryota; Metazoa; Arthropoda; Insecta; Diptera; Culicidae
Gene: RpL9
Product: large ribosomal subunit protein uL6
Exons: 3
Coding region: 149-721 (190 amino acids)
Biological process (GO): cytoplasmic translation
Cellular component (GO): cytosolic large ribosomal subunit; ribosome
Molecular function (GO): rRNA binding; structural constituent of ribosome
Source: RefSeq, a predicted model, not a curated record
UUUUAAAAAUGAACAAUAGCGCUCUAUCCUACACCUCAACAAGCGGAAACUGAAGCGCCGCGUCGAACCGCUGCGAGGAUUGACAUUUUAUCUGAUUCCAUUUUGACAGGUUCUUUUCCGGUUUGAUUCUCAAGCGUCUUGAACCAAAAUGAGAACGAUCAACUCAAAUCAGACGGUCACCAUCCCGAAAGGCGUUUCGGCCAAGGUACAUGCCCGUGUUGUGACGGUGUACGGCCCCCGCGGAAAGCUUUCCAAGAGCUUCCGACACUUGGCCAUGGAUAUCUACAAGGUGUCCAGGAAGAAGCUGAUGGUUGAGAAGUGGUUUGGGGCCAAGAAGGAAAUCGCUGCUGUAAGGACCGUUUGCUCGCACAUCGAAAACAUGAUCAAGGGUGUGACUAAGGGAUUCCAAUACAAGAUGCGUGCCGUACAUGCCCAUUUCCCCAUCAACUGUGUUAUCAGCGAAAACAACAGCCUGGUGGAAAUCCGUAAUUUCCUCGGAGAGAAGCAUAUCCGCCGUGUCCGGAUGCAGCCUGGAGUGUCCGUCGUGAACUCGGCCAAGCAAAAGGACGAACUGGUUCUGGAGGGUAACGACAUUGAAGCCGUUUCCCUGUCCGCCGCACUCAUCCAGCAGUCGACCACCGUCCGAAACAAGGAUAUCCGUAAGUUCUUGGACGGUCUUUACGUGUCGGAGAAGACAACUGUUGUGCAGGAUGAGGAAUAAGGGGUUGCGCGUAAAUAAUUUUGUUUCUUGUAAUAAGGAUGGAAGAAAAUGAAGGUUCAAAAAAUUGAAAAA